Molecule: messenger RNA, 2537 nt
Organism: Syngnathus acus (greater pipefish)
Lineage: Eukaryota; Metazoa; Chordata; Actinopteri; Syngnathiformes; Syngnathidae
Product: protein FAM53C-like
Exons: 5
Coding region: 246-1454 (402 amino acids)
Biological process (GO): protein import into nucleus
Cellular component (GO): nucleus
Source: RefSeq, a predicted model, not a curated record
UAGGGGAAUCCUCACUGAUCAAGCACGAUGACGUCUUCGUGUUGAGUGUACUGCUGAGCCAAGCGUAGCGCAAGAUCGUUGGCCUCGGAGCUGUCAGAAGAACACAUGUUGAAGCACUGUUAGGUGAAAUGAAGAUGGUAAUAACAUGUUCGACCCAAUGAGGUGUGGAGGGCACAUGGCAUAAAUAAUGCCAGGUGUUUGAAAAAAGGGCUCUGCGUGUCUGUUCCUGGAUCAGCGCGACCAUUAUGGUGACACUUAUCACGGAGCAGCUCCGAACGCAAAGUUUGGAAGAACCUUAUCACAAGGCUUUCAAUGUGAAUGUGACCCUCCCUGCAUUAGGCUCCAGCCCCACUAUCUCCUGGACUGCACGCAAGCCGACACAAGAAAGCAGCUUUGCCACACAGCCAUCAUUCAAAGCCCAACCUGCAACCUGUGGACUGGAUACCACGUGGCCUCACCAAGUGGCAAAAGCUCACCAUGAACCUGAGGUUUCCAUUACAGCUGACUGUUUCCAGUGCUCCCCACCACCACCCCCUCCAAAGCGUCACUGUCGCUCCCUCUCUGUUCCGGAGGACCUGUCUCAGUGCCGCUCCACGUGGCAUCCUUGUGCAUCCAAAGUUUGGACACCAGUAAAACGUGCUACCCAAAGUGCAGGAACUUCUCAUUUAAGCUCGGUUGCCAGCUCAUUUCCUCUUUGCGGCCCCAGAACUUUCUAUAAAUCAUCCUCUCUGCAUUCUUCCACGAGCCCUACUUUCUUUAGCUUAGCAUUAUCCGCUGACUCUCCGCUGUCGUGGAACUUUCCGUGGGACCCAUGUGACUCCCCCAAAACAGCUUGCUCUUCGUCAUUCGCCACCCCAUCGUCUUGCUCCUCGUCACCGACGCCCCUUGUGUGUCACGCUGCGCUACACCGCCGGUACUCCCUGUCACCUUUGCAAGUUCUGAACACGUCAGUGUUGUCCCAGUGCCCCCAGCUGGCCCACAACUCUGCUCUGCCAUAUGGCUGCUCCGGUAUGGAUUGCUCAGCUUUGUCACCAUCCCCUACUUCAGCCUGCAGUACACCAUCCUCCUCUCGACGCGACCUGCAUCGAGCAGUACCGCGAUGCCGCUCACAGCCGUGCGACAUGCGCAAACCUGGCUUGAAGAGGCCCCACGACCCGGAUGUGCUACCUGGCCCGAGGCCGGGCCUCGACUUUAGCAAGAUGACACAGAUUGGAAAUGGUGAGGCCCAAGUUUCAUGUUCAAAUGCUUGCACGACCGUGGCACACUCCCAAAUGGACCAGAAUACUGCUCCGUCGCCUGUGGAGUUCUUGCGUAGAGCCAGCAUCAGACCACUGAGUGAAAGUGAAGAGGAGGAUGAAGACGAUACAAUUAAAAGAACUGUGACGCCUGAGGCCAAUUUGCUUUUUGAACGAGACUGCACAGAAUUGGAUUUGAACCUCAUAGAAGAAAACUGAUGAUAGAUGGAAAUCGCUGCUUCCUGUGGUCACAGCUUCCUUUACUAUGUUCAGCACACUUGUACAUGCUCGCUGCCUCUGGCUUAUGACUAUAUUCACAAUCGAAGCAGUUUGAAGCUAUAAACAAACCACUCUCGAGCUAGGUACUGUUAAAAAAAAAAAAAAAAAAGUCAUGUCAUAGUGCCUCCCUUUUCAGCACUCAGUGAAAUUGACAAAUCUUUGUGCAGGCAGACUCUUGUCUGUAUGGCUUUCUGCUGGUAAAUGAUUUAUUUAAUUUAAAGUGAGGCUGCCAUGUGGCUGUGUAGUAGUUGUCCUGUUAUUCUUUUCUGGAGUUGAGCAGAGUAGAUUGGCUUUAGAGAGCAACACAGUUUGCCAGCCAUUCAAAUUUUAGUCUUUGGAAAAGUGACUAACAUGAAGUUAUACAGUAGGUUGCACAACAGGCGUGAUUACUCAUUCAUUGGCAGUACAAACAUUAUUGGCAGACCCCCCCCCCCCCCCCCCUCUCUCAAAAUUUUCUUUUUUUAACAUUGCCAUGUAGGUUUCGAUCAAACCAUAGUUAAAAAAAAUAUAUGUUGGAAAUGUGUUUUCAAUUCACCCUGUAAAAGUGUUUUGAAGCGUUUCCCAGUGUAUGCUCACACUGGUCAGAACAUUAGGCAUGCAACCUUCUGCUGUCCUCUUGAAAUUUGUGGGUAAAUUGAGCCUAUCUCAGAUGACUUUGGACAAGAGGCGGGGUGUUUUCUGUACUGAUCAUCAGUCAGUCUCAGGGCUCAUGGACAAACAACCAUUAAGCCAUGGACAAUCAAAAGUAUCCAAUUACCUUAACAUGCGUCUUAAGGACGCGGGGAACAGUUUUUUUUUGACUGUCCUGCACCGCACAGUCGAAUGAAAUCAGUACAAGAGCCAAAUCAGCAUUUUAUACUUUACAAAGACAAUGCUCAGUUUCAAGCAUUCUGACAGAUCAUUCUCCUUCUUUAUUGUCAUAUUGUACUGAUAUAAUUUAAUAACUGAAAGCUGACUAAGUUCAGAUAGAAGCACAGCCCAUGCUAAUCACCUUGAUUAAAAAAAAAAAAAAAAUUCUCAAAG